Molecule: messenger RNA, 1168 nt
Organism: Phytophthora nicotianae INRA-310
Lineage: Eukaryota; Oomycota; Peronosporomycetes; Peronosporales; Peronosporaceae
Exons: 4
Coding region: 1-1098 (365 amino acids)
Cellular component (GO): membrane
Source: RefSeq, a predicted model, not a curated record
AUGGCUCUGACCGGUAAUCGAUCUACCGCAGUGCAACCACUUCCACCCGAUGCCCCUCGUAACAAUCCUGAGCCGAAAGCAAAACUUGCCAAUGACCUCGACAAUGACAAUCAACCCCUGUUGAAAGCAACAAGUUCAGACAACCCAGUCUCCACGAGCGAUAUCGACGAUUCCUUGGCUCCAGUCAAGAGCGUGGGUUUGCUGAGUAUGAAGCGAGCAAAAGGCCUCGGCUUCAUCGUCUUUGCUGGGUUAAACUUCAGUAUCGCCUCGAUCUGCAUCAAAUACGCGAGCCAUCGAGCAACGUCACACGAAACGGUCUUUUGGCGCAUGACCAUCGCGCUUGUGCUCAAUUACGUCUGGGCUCGCUAUAAGAAACGGAAGCUUGUUGUGGAACCCAAAUAUCGUGGUCUUCUGCUGUUCCGCUGUAUUGUGGGAACAAUAGGUGUCAACAUUCAGUUCUACGCAAUGUCGAAGAUGGUGCUGACGGACGCAACUGUGAUCAUUUUGACCAGCCCGAUCUUCACUUUCUUUUUGGGUGCCGCUUUUCUUGGAGAGAAGAUCAACCAGAUCGAUCUUCUAGCAGGAAUCACGUCUUUCCUUGGAGUCAUGUUCGUGACGAGACCUGCAUUCCUGUUUCCAGCCAAUAAUGUCACGAAGGAGGUGCCACCACUUGCUGUAUAUUGUGCUAUUGGCGGUUCAGUGACAUCGGCUGUAGUCUACAUUCUACUCCGGCGACUAAGCAAAGUGGACACGCUCGUCGCUAUCCACUACUUUUUCGUGUUCGGAACAAUCACGUCGAUCAUGACACUCUUGAUCCUGGGAGUGAAAAUGACGGUUCCUCUCGAGCCAGCUUUUCUAUUCGCACUCUUCGGCAGUGGCUUCUUUUCCUUCAUCGGACAGGUUUUCAUGACUAAGGGUUUCCAGCUCGAACAAGCAGGAAUCGCAUCGGUCAUGCGAUACUUCGACGUGGUCUUCGUCGUUGCCAUGGAUGUGCUGAUUUUGGGCGAGAAUGUAAACGUUCUGAGCCUCCUCGGAGCUGGAAUCAUCAUGGUUGGCGUUUCGAUGAUUGUUCUGCGUCGUGCUCGUGAGAAGCAGUAGACAUCCCGCCUCGGGGAAUAGAACCAAGAUUGAAUAAACUACUUCGAAAUACCAUCUAGUUGAAAAAGGA